Messenger RNA from Xenopus laevis (African clawed frog), 2843 nucleotides. It is a transcript of the gene c2cd4d .S, whose product is annotated as C2 calcium-dependent domain-containing protein 4C. Bases 1016 to 2140 code for a protein of 374 amino acids. The transcript is spliced from 3 exons. NCBI's taxonomy places the organism in Eukaryota, Metazoa, Chordata, Amphibia, Anura, Pipidae. The record is from RefSeq and is a predicted model, not a curated record.
ACUCUGCCCCAAGAAGCUUACACUCUAGUGUAUAAUUGGAGACCUUGUCCCAAGGAGCUUACACUCUGUUGGUAUAGGGUAUAGGAGCUUGCAAUCUGCAGGUUCCUUCCAGUACAUUUUCGCUGUGUUGUGCUGGAGGAAGGAGUGGGGGCCCUCAGGCACCUGUAUACGGCCGCACAGACAAUUCAGAAGCAGAUGAAUGAGAUGAAAGGCGCAUAACUGAAGUGCAUGCUCAUUAGCCGAGCGCAGGGACGUUACCAGGAGAGACACUGUAUCUAUUCAUGUGCAGUUCCAUUGUGUAGAGCAGAGUAUUAGUAGAGACCACUGAGAUACUGGGGAGAGACAGAGCUGAAGAGACAAACAACUGAGCACAGGCAGAGAAGGUAAAGAAGCAGGGGGGCCCCACAGCCAAACAAUAAAGGGGCCCCACAACUUCCAGAAAUUGACCUGCUUUACUAAUAUAUAUCUCAAAAGUGCUCAUUAUUUAGGGACCCGUGGGCCCCCCUGCAUCUGAGAGGGAGAUUAGGGUUCCCUAUUCACAAGAGCUCACAAUCCGAAGCUUGAGGAACAAGUGGGACCCAGGGGAGUUGGGGAAAGUGAUGAUCCAGAGCAGCACUGCCACUGAAGGGUUAAAUCCGCUGGACUGGGACCAGGAAAUUUAGAAUAGAAAACAAAUUGUUGCGGCAAAGCCAACGAGUCGGAGCAACGAGCUUUCCUAGAAGGAAGAUUCCCACUCGGAAGACUGAAGCCGAGCCAAGGCCGGGGGGCCGGCACCCUCUAACACUGGUGCCAAACACGAGGCGUGGGCCGGGCAAGUGACGUAGCACCCAAUGUGGCUAUAAAGGUGCUCACAUCAUUACACCACUCACUCAUGGAACUCAGCUAGCCAGGGUAGCCAUGGAAACAGAGGCCUUUGGUUACACAGAUCCAGUAAGGAUUUCUGAAUGAUUUUUACAGACCCAGUGUCAUCUGGCAUCACAUUUCCACCCAACCCCAAGAAGCCUCUUCCAAGGUCAUGUUCUGCUCCAAGAAGAAGGUGGCGCACUCCUACCCCAAUAUCCUCACCCCUGACCAGAUCCCCAAGUUCUUCAUCCCUCCAAAACUUUCCCCAGCGCUGGUCAGGGCAGGACAUGGCAGAACAGGGAUGGAAAUGAGACAUGAAGGGUUCAAACCCAGCCCCAAGGCUUUGCUGAAGUCAGCGCACCGCCAUGUUAUUCAAGUUGAAGAUGUAGAGGGUGAGAUGGAGGCAUCAGAUCCAGUGACUCACGGGCCUUUCUCUGCUCCUCUAAUGGGGGGUCUCUAUUUGUCUGAAAGUCCCAACACACGCAGAAGAGAGUCUCUCUUUCAUGAGAGGUGCCCCACUCAUGGACCUUCUGAGAUGACCUCACUGGAUGGAAGUACCACACCAAGCUGGAGAAACUCAACCUCAGACUUGGGGGUACAUCAGGUCUCACUCGGAGCCAUGGACAGUGACACCACUUCUUCUGCCGACUCCUCUCCCUUCAAUUCUCCUCUGCUCACCCGUUCCAUGGCUGGGAGCUUGGUCGGCCAAGUCUAUGAUAAGCAACGCCUGUUUGGUCGCCCUCUAAGCAGCAAAGCCUUGGACCGGACAAACUCCCUGUCCACCGAGGAGACCAGUUCAGCAGACACCAGCCCCUUUGUCACUCGCAGAGACAGCCAACGUGGGCUAGGACUUUCCAUGGUCCAUCUGGUCCCACCACAAGUCUUUCAUUUGGACUUUAUCUGCUGCCAGGAGAGGUUGACCAAAGAGACGGAGAUCCUGAUGGACAAGGGAGGGCUUCUGCGCUUGUCUGCUGAGCACAUAAAGGAGAUGGGGCGCCUUAGGGUGAAGCUGGUCAGUGCAGAGAACCUGUACCCACCCUAUCAGGACCCCAAGAACAUUAGCUGCUGUGCAGUGAUGAGCCUACAGCCUGGGAAGCAGCAGAAGCAGAAGAGCACGGUCAUACGAAGAAGUCGCAACCCAAUCUUCAACGAGGACUUCUUCUUUGAAGGGGUGGAGAAGUCAGAGCUGGACUCCAAGAGCCUUAGGGUGAAGAUUGUUAACCAGGGGUCCGGCAUGCGCAGAGACCAAUUACUGGGUCAGACUGAGCUCAGGCUCUGCUCCAUUCUACCCCCUUAAUAGAUUGGCCCAGGGUCAUGGAACCUGUUGUGGUUGGACAAGGCCAAACAUUAUUCUAUCAGACUUAAUGACUAAGCACCGACUUUAACCAAGGACUGGUCGCGGUUUAUAUAUAUAUAUGUGUGAUAUAUUCCCAGUUAUACAUGUAAUAUCAGUUAGUAGUGCAUAGAUACGCUCCUAUCUGUAACCCUCCAUAGUAACCCACUAACUGUCCCAGUGACCCCAGUUCCCUAUACACCCCAUUAGACUCAUGGGAAGUGGAUCUACUCACAGGACUUGGGGUUCCCCUUUAAAGUUACGUUUGCAGAGUAAGUGUUAGGGUGCUGCUGUACAACAGUGGGUGGGGCAGGGCACAUGGGGGUGUAACUGGGAAGACUGGGAUGUGGCAUACGUUGCCUUUUUAUCCACGGAUUUGUAUCCCCAUCAGUCUGUCCAUCAUAAAGUGCGACUGUAGCGUUGCUCCUGUGUGACUUGUCUCAUUGACUUACAUUGAACAGAAAUGUAUCUACAAGGGAAGGGAUAAAACAGCAGCUCCUCAAGCUCUAACCCAAAAUAUCUACAAACCAACCAUGCGAGGAGGAUAAAGGCAAUAUAUAAUAUAAUACACAAAAACCACAAAUAUCUUGUAAAUUAUAUCCUUAUAAACGGUGACUAGUGAUGUCAUCAGUUAUAAACGGUGACUAGUGAUGUCAUGACUCACUGA